Messenger RNA from Argiope bruennichi, 1076 nucleotides. RefSeq names its product proliferating cell nuclear antigen-like (gene PCNA). The transcript is spliced from 6 exons. Gene Ontology annotation, biological process: mismatch repair; leading strand elongation; regulation of DNA replication. NCBI's taxonomy places the organism in Eukaryota, Metazoa, Arthropoda, Arachnida, Araneae, Araneidae. Bases 114 to 896 code for a protein of 260 amino acids. The record is from RefSeq and is a predicted model, not a curated record. Gene Ontology annotation, molecular function: DNA polymerase processivity factor activity; DNA binding. Gene Ontology annotation, cellular component: PCNA complex.
ACAGGGUAGUCUUCAUUUGUGCCAUCUGUAGUGCUCGGGAUUGACGCAUAAGUCUAAAUCUCUAAUUUUUUUCUCUUUUUAUCUGAAUUUUCCAUUUCUGUAUUAUUUUGAAUAUGUUUGAGGCACGUUUAGUACAAGGAGCCCUCCUCAAAAAAGUUUUAGAAGCAAUUAAAGAUUUAAUUAAUGAAGCAACAUGGGAUUGUGCUGCUACUGGAAUAAGCUUACAGGCUAUGGACAAUUCUCAUGUAAGCUUAGUUUCUUUAACUUUAAGAAGUGAUGGAUUUGAUAAAUUUCGAUGUGACAGAAAUCUGUCAUUGGGCAUGAAUCUUGGCAGCAUGGGCAAGAUUCUGAAAUGUGCAGCAAAUGAUGAUAUAAUUACUAUCAAAGCACAGGAUGAUGCUGAUACAGUUACAUUUGUUUUUGAGGCUCCUAAUCAAGAAAAAGUUUCUGACUAUGAAAUGAAACUCAUGAAUUUAGAUACUGAGCAUUUGGGUAUUCCAGAAACAGAUUACAGUGUGAUAGUUAAAAUGCCAGCUAGUGAGUUUCAAAGAAUCUGCAGAGAUUUAAGUCAAAUUGGCGAUUCUGUAUCAAUCACUUGUACCAAGGAUGGUGUUAAAUUCUCUUCUAGUGGUGAUCUGGGAACAGGUAAUAUUAAGCUGUCUCAGACUGCUAAUGUUGACAAAGAGGAAGAAGCUGUGAUAAUUGAAAUGCAAGAGCCAGUCUCUUUGAACUUUGCUUUGCGUUAUCUUAACUCCUUCACCAAAGCCACUCCACUUGCAGCACAAGUACAACUUUCUUUGUCUCCUGAUGUACCUCUUGUUGUCGAAUAUAAAAUUGAAGAAAUUGGGUACAUCAGAUACUACUUGGCUCCCAAAAUUGAAGAUGCAGAAGAAUAAGCAAUUCAUUGAACAAUACAAUGCUAAUGCAAUUAUCAAAAUGUAUCGCAUUUCCUGAAAUAUUUCAUCUUUCAUUGUUUUAAUCUCUUGGUGUAAACAGUUCAUAUAAUGCACAUAAUUCAUAGCACUGAUUUUUUUUUUUUUAAUAGUUUUGGUAAUAAAGUUUUAAACAAGCUUUCA